Messenger RNA from Manis pentadactyla (Chinese pangolin), 1009 nucleotides. It is a transcript of the gene STARD5, whose product is annotated as StAR related lipid transfer domain containing 5. The coding region runs from base 111 to 752 and encodes 213 amino acids. The transcript is spliced from 6 exons. The record is from RefSeq and is a predicted model, not a curated record. NCBI's taxonomy places the organism in Eukaryota, Metazoa, Chordata, Mammalia, Pholidota, Manidae. Gene Ontology annotation, molecular function: lipid binding.
CGCGCUCCCCGCUCUGGGCUCCGCCCUGCCUGGGCUUUCCCGGCUCGCGGUGGGAUCGCUGCUCUGAGCAGCCUGCCUGCGACCCUGCGGCCGCUCGCGGCUCGGACGCCAUGGAGGCGGCGCGGGCCUCGCAGCUGGGCGAGGCGGUGGCGGAGAAGGUGCUGCAGUACCGGCAAGACCAGUCUGGCUGGAAGAUUUGCCGGGAAGGCAACGGAGUUUCCGUUUGCUGGAGGCCAUCUAUGGAGUUUCCAGGGAAGCUGUACCGAGGGGAAGGCAUCCUGAAUGGGACCCCCGAGAAUGUGUGGGACUGCGUAAAGCCUCUUGCUGGGACCCUGCGGGACAAGUGGGAUGAGAAUGUGACCGGUUUUGAAAUCAUACAAAGCAUCACUGAUACAUUGUGCAUAAGCAGGACCACCACCCCGUCAGCCGCCAUGAAGCUCAUUUCUCCCCGAGACUUUGUGGACCUGGUGCUGGUCAGGAAGUACGAAGAUGGGACCAUCAGCUCCAAUGCUAUCUAUGUGGAACACCCAUCCUGUCCCCCGAAACCCGGUUACGUGAGAGGCUUUAACCAUCCUUGCGGUUGCUUCUGUGAGCCUCUGCCAGGGGCGCCUGGCCAGACCCGGCUCGUCACCUUCUUCCAGACAGACCUCAGCGGGCUCCUCCCGCAGAGCGUGGUGGACUCCUUCUUCCCCCGCAGCAUGGCCGCGUUCUACGCCAACCUGCAGAGGGCAGUGACGAGGUUCUGGCACUGACCUUUCCGCUGCUGGCCAAGAACUCCGUGAGCCGACGUGGAGGUCCAGGCGUUGGGACACCGGAGGGCCUGGGAGGCCCUGAGGGCCAGUCUCAACUUUUGGAACCUGCUGGUGGGCAGCUGGCCUCCACAAAGGCCAACCAGGGUACCUGUUCUCACUGUACACACACCUGCCCCACACGGGGGCCCUACCCUCAGUGCGCAGACACCUGCCCUACAUGGGGGACGCCACCUUCAGUGCACACACACCCUCCCCAC